Alternaria triticimaculans is the source of this 1722-nucleotide messenger RNA. RefSeq lists its product as uncharacterized. The coding region runs from base 1 to 1722 and encodes 573 amino acids. The transcript has a single exon. The record is from RefSeq and is a predicted model, not a curated record. NCBI's taxonomy places the organism in Eukaryota, Fungi, Ascomycota, Dothideomycetes, Pleosporales, Pleosporaceae.
AUGCACUUUCCAGUCCCAGAUCCUAAGCGCAACCGCAUCGCGCAAGCGUGCUCCGGAUCUGUGGCACCGGAUGUACCCUCACUACUCACUAUCGCGCCUGAGCUACGCAACCAGAUCUACGAGUAUCUUCUUGUGGAACCCUGCCCUAUAACGAUCGAGAUCACCACGGUUGAGUACACAAAGACCAAGGUAACCAAAGGGACUUCUACCUCCAUAGGAAGCUCUGCUAUCCUUCGUACUUGUCGUCAGAUCUAUCAUGAGGCAGUCGGUCUCCUUUACAGCCGGAAUGCGUUCCGCUUCCAACACAACAUACAGGACGACCUUUUCAAGGUUAAGAUCAUUAGUCCCAUCAACGUAUGCAAAAGAUGGAUAGGAGACAUUGGCUCCUGUCUUCCGAAACUGCGCACUAUCAGCAUUAACCUGAACGUGCCCGAGAUACCGGAGAAGUAUGAAGAUUGGAUGUUCGGAAGAGAUGUGCGCAAAUAUUCCCGUCAGGCGAUAGACGUCUUGCCUUUACUGGACGUCUUCUGGAACAGCGACACACGCAACACAUCAGUCAUGUUUGAAAUGGCCGAGGACGAUGAAUUAGAUGACUACGAAUCCGACUUCGAAGAGGAACAGCAUGACGCAUCAUCCAUCGCCAACGUUCUUUCUGAGCUAGGAAAAAACGAUGCACUCGAUUUGCAGAAAACGCGUCGCUUGCUCAAAUCUGUCUAUCUGUAUACGUCCGGUACCAGAGGCAGGAUUGCGUAUCGAUCGACUGACUGGGGAGGCUCUAUGUGGCACGCGUUUGAGAUGUCAAUGGUGACUCGGCGAUACCAAAUUGUUCCUCGGACAAGCCCCUUGACUAUGUUCGAUUUAUCUUACCGUGUCCAAGAUACCAUCACUCGUCUUGCACUUGGCGAUCACGAAUUCACGUACGAUUUCCACAACGGUGUCACGCUUGGCCAACAGCCCGGCAUGCUCAAAGUCAAUUCUCAGCUUCGCAAUCUCGUUGCACCAUCGUUUCUACGCCAAAGCCGCUUUACCUUACUUCUGCGUACUGGUUCCAUCCAAUCCUCCAAGGCAAUGUUCAAGAGACUUGAUUCUCGCGUUUCGGAGACUUAUGCGCAGACGAGAUCAAGAUACUAUGAGUCCCUAAAACUCUGUAAUCCGGUUACCGCAAGCAAAUGGCACGGGAACGUACCGACCAUCAUCUUGCAGUUCCAGACAAGCGAGGCGCCGCACCUAGCUGCCGUUCAGAUUGAUGCAUGGGAUCUCCUACGCGUCACUUCGGUUUUCCCAGCCAACACUGCGAUUAUAAUUCGCGUGUGCGGUGGCGAAAACGAGAUCCAAGAUCAUACCACAAGGUUGAGCGCUGUUCGAAAGGAUACCUACCGGCUUUUGAAGCAUCUGGAGCCAGAAACAGCUGCAGAAACCCGCAAGCUAAGUGCUCAAGUUGAGCUGAACAAGCAGUGUGUCCCCAUGCGAGCUACGAUCCGGAGGACCGGGGAAGGCAUGCAACGUUCCGUUGUCAACAUGGUGAAGAUUUCGGACUCGGCGGACCUCGUCUUGUUAUUUGACAAGCGCAAUCCUAGCUGGUGCAAACAACUAGACAGUCCAACAAAAGAUAACCCAAAUCUGAUCUGCUUCGGUUGGCUAUCACGGGACGGAGACUGGGACGCCUGGGAGAAUAAGACGAUGCAUGACAUUCUUUGGCGUCUUUGGCACCUCUGCCUUUAA